GGCUACGGCGAAAGCAGAAAUUCCUAUUUCAAGUGUGACCCACAUAAUGACGAAGGAUGGAAGUGGUUGGGCUUAUUUGAACAUACAUUUUCAGAGUGCGCUACUACCAGUGCCUGUUUUACUGCGAAAACACACUGCUAAACCAGCGAGAAGAGAGGAAGGAGGGAGUGUCUAUUUCUCGGGUGGAUUAUUGCACUGAAGCUUCUCUCUCCAUCUCUCAGCCUUCCCAGCAAAGACUCAGACGGAGAGAAUAUCUGGGAGAAAUCGGACAGCGUGAGGAUAGAAAAGACCCAGUCUGAGCCAGUAGUAAACUCCAGUGGAAGAGCCUCUGCCUGGGCUUUGCGGACCUUGCUUUACCCCGUAUAUUUCCACCUGGGUCACUGGCUCUCCUGACAACACCACUUUCGUAGCUCUUCCCCAAGACACGGCUGUAUACCCCGGGGUGCUAACCCUGUCCAUCUCCCUCUGGUUCCCUGGACCCACAUCACCCUCACCUCUCCCCCAGCAACCCUUCCCUUCCCUGGGCUGAGAUAGAGAUGUCUGUGCCCUCGGCCCAUGAGUUUCACUGGCAGAGCCUGGCACGGCUGCCCAGCGGGCGUGUCUACCACUCCCUGGCGGAGGUGGGGGGGCAGAUGUACAUGCUGGGGGGCUGUGAUGCUGCAGGGAGGCCCUCCCCAGCCUUAGAACUCUACUCUCCAGAGGGGGACCGGUGGCUGAGCCUUCCCCCCAUGCCCACCCCUCGGGCAGGUACGGCCGUGGCGGUGCUGGGCAAGCAGAUCCUGGUGGUGGGCGGUGUAGGGGAUGACCAGCGCCCUCUGAAGGUGGUAGAGGUGUACAACACAGAGGAAGGGAGGUGGAGGAAGAGGAGCGCCCUCAGAGAAGCACUGAUGGGGGUGGCCAUCAUUGUGAAAGAUGGACGUGCGUUGGCUGUAGGGGGUAUGGGUGCAGACCUGCUCCCCCGUAGUAUACUGCAGCAGUAUGACAUGAGGAAGGAUGUGUGGGCACUACUGCCCCCUAUGCCCACACCGCGGUAUGACGCUACCGCACACCUGCUGGGCAACAAGAUCUACGUGGCAGGUGGGCGUCAGUGUAAACGCACGUUGAAAGUCUUCGAGGUAUACGACUCAGAGACACGCUCCUGGACUACACUACCCAACAUGCCUUGUAAACGUUCGUACGGGGGCAUGUUCUGGGACAGUUCGGGGAGGCUGUGUCUGCUGGGGGGGCUGAGGAAGGGAGGAGGCCACCAGAGCUCCAAAUUCACCAAGAACGUCAACAUCUUUGAUACUAACCAGGGGUCAUGGCUGAAGUCAGAGGACACGGUGGCCAUGAAGACUAAGAGGGCUGACUUCGCCUCAGCUUUCCUCAGGGGCAGGAUGGUUGUAGCAGGAGGACUUGGUCACCAACCCUCAGUUCUCGACACGGUGGAAGCCUUCCACCCUCAGAAGAGGAAGUGGGAGAGACUGGUUCCUAUGGCAAUGCCACGAUGCUCCGCCUCCUCCAUCGUCAUCAGGGACCGCCUGCUGGUGGUUGGAGGAGUUAACCAGGUCCCUAGUUCAGCCCAUGAGAUCCUGUACGUAAAAGAGGAGGAGUGUCUGUAGGCUCAAGGACAUGCCCCUUACAUGAUGAUUGACAGCAGGAUGACAGCAAGAAGAUUCCUGGAACAUUCUAUUCAAGAUCAGCGGCUCCAGUGCUUUCAGAACGGCUGUUGGUCUUGGACAAGUGCAAUAUUUUCCAAAGAUCUAUAGCAGAAUAGUAAGGAAGGGGAAGUCAUGCCACAAACACAGAACAUUGCUCUCUGCUGGGUUGUCUAUAUACACUCAAACAAACACAGAACAUUGCUCUCUGCUGGGUUGUCUAUAUACACUCAAACAAACACAGAACAUUGCUCUCUGCUGGGUUGUCUAUAUACACUCAAACAAACACAGAACAUUGCUCUCUGCUGGGUUGUCUAUAUACACUCAAACAAACACAGAACAUUGCUCUCUGCUGGGUUGUCUAUAUACACUCAAACAAACACAGAACAUUGCUCUCUGCUGGGUUGUCUAUAUACACUCAAACAAACACAGAACAUUGCUCUCUGCUGGGUUGUCUAUAUACACUCAAACAAACACAGAACAUUGCUCUCUGCUGGGUUGUCUAUAUACACUCAUACAAACACAGAUUAGAUCCCAAUAAUAAUCAUACUGACUCACAGCAUCCAAAUAUACUCUACACAGACGAGGAGCUGGCUUUCUCUGUAAAUAAGUUAUAUAUACGAGUUUUAGUAAUGAGAAGAUUCCUCUGCACUGUGUGUGUGAUAUCCCUUUAGGGCAAGGCUCUCCAACCCUGUUCCUGGAGAUCUACCAUCCUAUAGGUUCACUCCAACCCUGA
Molecule: messenger RNA, 2373 nt
Organism: Oncorhynchus masou masou (cherry salmon)
Lineage: Eukaryota; Metazoa; Chordata; Actinopteri; Salmoniformes; Salmonidae
Product: kelch domain-containing protein 8A-like
Exons: 8
Coding region: 537-1601 (354 amino acids)
Molecular function (GO): protein binding
Source: RefSeq, a predicted model, not a curated record